Pezoporus occidentalis (night parrot) is the source of this 4446-nucleotide messenger RNA. RefSeq names its product GDNF family receptor alpha 3 (gene GFRA3). Lineage: Eukaryota; Metazoa; Chordata; Aves; Psittaciformes; Psittacidae. Bases 174 to 1442 code for a protein of 422 amino acids. Gene Ontology annotation, cellular component: external side of plasma membrane; signaling receptor complex. Gene Ontology annotation, biological process: nervous system development. The record is from RefSeq and is a predicted model, not a curated record. Gene Ontology annotation, molecular function: signaling receptor activity. The transcript has 8 exons.
GGGGCGGCGCUCGCCGCCCGCUCCUCGACGGGGCGGGCCGGUGGGUGCCGUGCCGUGCCGUGCCGAGCCUAGCCGCGCGGGGCAGACGGCGGAGACCUGAGACGGGGCUGCACGCAGCAUGUGAGCUGCGGCCCCAGCGCUCUGAGGGACCGACCGCCGACGCGGGCUCCAGCAUGGGGUUCGCCCUGCUCCUGGGGCUGCUCCUCUCCCGAGCAGGAGACCUCCUGGCUCUGCCAAGGAGUGACUGCAUAGCAGCAGAACAACUGUGCCUCUUGGAUUCUACCUGCAAUGGCACCUACAGGAUCCUGGAAAACUGUGCCCUGGCUAAGACUCGCUUCCUUCCACUGGAUCAUGAUAGCAGGGUCCAAUGUCUGAAUGCAGAGCUAGACCUCGGGAAUAGCUCUUUGCUGCACUGCAAGUGUCACCGGCGCAUGAAGAGAGAGGAGCACUGCUUGCGUGUUUUCUGGACCAUUCAUUCCAGCAUGACAGAUGGUUAUUUCAAUUUGGAGACCUCUCCCUAUGAGAAUCCAGCAAAUGAAGAACACUGGAAGACAGACUAUAAUAAACUGGCAGCUCUGUUAUCAGGCUCACAGUUAGCAAGAGAUGCAACAAAUCCAUGCGUAAAAGCAACUCAUGUCUGUAAUCUGAGCAAGAAGUGUGUUCGUCUGCGCACAGAAUAUGCUUCUAUCUGCACUAAAGGAGCAGGAAAUGAGGACGUGUGUGACCGUCGAAAAUGCCACAGAGGGCUGAGGAAUUUCUUUGAGAAAGUCCCUGAGGAUUUCACCAAAAGGAUCCUAUUCUGUCCAUGUCAAGAUGAGCUUUGUGGAGAACGACGCCGGAAAACUAUUGUUCCAAAUUGUUCCUUCCAGUAUAGCACCAAACCCAAUUGCCUCUGGCUUCUGGACUCCUGCUUAGAAGACCAUAUCUGCAAAUCCCGACUGGCUGACUUCCAACAAAAUUGUCAACCUGCAGACACAUCUCCAGAUGGUUGCUCUCAGCACAGCCAUGCUGCAUGCCUGCAGGCUUACAUGGGGAUGAUUGGCACACCCAUGACACCCAACUAUGUCAGCAACUCCAGUGCGGAGGUAUCCCUGUGGUGCACAUGUGAGAGCAGCGGCAACAAGAAGGAGAAGUGUGACCAGAUACUUGGCAUGUUUGAGAACAACAAAUGCCUUGAAAAUGCGAUUUGGUCUCAAAUGCACCUGAAACAGACAGCUCUAGAAAGACAGGAAGACUUCUUUUAUUCAUCUUCCCUAAGCUUCCAACGAGACAGUGCCAGCACAUCUCUUGCUUCAGAAAUGUCCCAGGUGGCUGAAGGGAAGACACAGCGAGACAUCUCCAAACACAGCAGUAUGCCUAUGGCCUCCUCAGUAUAUUCUGGAGCUGCUGUUUCUUGGCCAUCCCUGGCUCUGUUCCUGCCCCUGUGGCUGAGCCCACAUUAACCUGGCAGAAAUGGCAUCUUUUCUUCCCAUAUUACUAAUUUUAUUUCAUAUCCCAGCACCUCCCACUAUGGAUUUAUCUUGGAAAACAGAAAGCUUACAGAAAAGAGGAGUGGAAAAGCCUUAACCCAGAACGGCAGUCACUGAAAACUUCCCCCCCCUUCGCACCCCAUUUUCCCCCACCAGUUUGUACUGAACUCUGCAGAUCUGGUGCCCACCAUUGCUUCUGCCAUGUUAGCAUUUUGAGUAACAGUCAGGCUAAUGCUUUAAAACGAAGGUCUGAGUUCUGACAGAACUUCUGCAGCACUAGAUUCUGACUGCAGGGAGGGACCCAACACCAUGCACCCUACUGCUCCAUGUUCUGGAGCUCUUCCUCAGGCAUACAAUCACAGGCUGGUUUGGGUGGGAAGGGACCUUAAAGCUCAUCCAGUUCCAACCCCCUGCCACAGGCAGGGACACCUUCCACUAGAGCAGCUUGCUCCAAGCCCCUGUGUCCAACCCGGCCUUGAGCACUGCCAGGGAUGGGGCAGCCACAGCUUCUCUGGGCACCCUGUGCCAGCGCCUCAGCACCCUCAUAGUAAAUUUUUUUUCCGUAUAUCUAAUCUAAACCUACCCUGUUUCAGGUUAAAAGAGUGCAGUACAGUGUUCCUGUUUCUCCAGGCCUUGCUAAAUAGUCUCUCUUAUGAUCCUUCUUUAUAUAUAUCGAAAGGUCCCAGUAAGGUCUCCCCAGAGCCUUCUCUCUCCAGGUCAAACCAUGCCAGCUGUCUCAGCCUUUCUUGGCAGGAGAGGUGCUCCAGCCCUCAUAAUUUCUGUGGCUCUGCUCUAAACCUUCUUAAACAGGUCCAUGUCCUGUCACUUGGCCUUGCUGAAAUUCAGGAGGUUCACAUGGGCCGACUCCUCAAGCCUGUCAAGGCAUGGAGUUCAGCACAUCAUCCUAAAGGCCAGAAAGAAGUCCAUGCUCCAGGGUGGGCAGCAAGUAAAGCUCAAUAAACAUAAAGUCUCUGGUAAACACCAGUUCUAGAUUAUGUUCAGUUCCCUUUUCAGAUUCAUUUCAAGUACGAAAAAUACCAUUCCAGAUCAAGGACACUACAUUUUUAUAUUCUUGCUCCUUUGCGGGUUGCCCCUUGCAACAUGUAUAUAUAUACAUAUAUAUAAUCAUCACAGCUAGCAACAGACUUGGAUUUUGUGGGUUAGAAUGGAUUUCUAUGCUCAACCCCAGUAAAUUUAGUCUUAUCUAGCAAAGGAUGACCUUGCCUGGCCUCAGGACAAACCUUAGUAACACUUAGAGAAUGCAUAUAGCUCACUGACCACAAAAUCCCUGGGAUAUUCAAGCUGCGAAAAUCUCUGGGAGCUGUAACUACCUUGUACGUCUCCACAUAUUCCAGUUAUCACUGUCCCCUGCCACACUGCCUGCCCAAUCUCUGCCAAACUCUAUUUCAUGGCCUGUUUUUUUCUGAGUGUAAAUGCGUGCACUGUGUAACUGCUGUUUUGUACUGCAAUUGCCUGUUAAAAUGUGGUGUUAAGUGAAUAUUGAUUUUUGAGCAUAGGUUAAUAGUCCACAAUCAAUUGUGUUCAAGAGGUGCCUCAUCAGCCAGCCUAGGCUUUCAGGAUAGCAGAAACUCAUCUCAAAGCAGCUCCUCCAUGCACACAAUAGUGCCCCUUGCUUGUUCUAUGAGACAAAACAGAUCUGAACAGUAUUACCCACAGCCAGACAAUAUUACAAUCUUGAAUAUAUUCAGAACAUGGGCAUGUUUAUUUUUACCCUGUGGUUUAUCUGUUGCCAGGAAAGCAUCAGCUAGAUAAUAUGCUGUGGCUUCCAGUCACUGUCAGACACCUUCUUAUUACAGAAUCUCAUGUUGUCUCACGUCUACUGCAGUAUGGCUGUUUGGAUCAAGAGACAGCACUGUGUCCAUGUGUUUGCUAACAGUCUUUAAUGGGAAGAGUCCACAUUACCAUAUUCUAGUAUCUACGUUAGACCAUCCUCCAUAUGGCUGGGCUAGAAACAAGUCACAAUUGUUGACUAGAGUAAUGCUGUCUGUCAUCUCCAGAAUUCAGUGGAGAGUUACAGGGAAGAAAAAAAUGUUCUUUGCAAUACUCGUAUCAGUGAGGUUAUUUGUUAGAAUACUUGAGUAGACUUCCCUGAGCCAUCAGGGCUCAGUGUAUUGCAUUCGUCUUCCACUAAUCUGCACUGUGAUCUUUCCUCUUGCCCACAUCCAUGUUCUAGGACAGGCUGAUAUGGAAAAAGGUGUCGGCAUUUUGUUGUUCAUAUUCAGGACAUGAUGCACCUUUAAGCCCUUACCCCUAAAUUACUGAUUGCAGUUGCAGCCUCCUGUCAUGUCCUGGAUUACAUAGGAAAAUGCUUGACACUCAGACAAAUCCCACUACAGACUGAAAGGAAAGCAAAACAUGUCAAUCUGGGGUUUUCUUGAGGUGUCCUAUGUUCCCUUCGCAUGUACAUGUGUACCUCUAUACACACAGCCGCCUCUCAGGCUUGUUCAUCAGUAACUGCAAACAAAAUUCAUCUCUGAAUAUUCACAGGUACUCACACUGCUAUAAGUACAAACACAUUUUCACUUAGACUUUUGUAACACCUGUUCUCCAAAUAUCAGUUAUUCAACCCAGGACAACAGCAUACAUGCAUGCACAAGUAUAACUACUGCAAGAAAGGUCCACCAGUAUCAGUUCAGUUCUCUUAGCACUGCCGAUGUCCAACGACUGCCAGUUACCUAAAUCCUUUCAGAACAAUUCUUACUAAAUAUAUUCCAGGGGAAUUUACAAACCCUCCUCAGCUUCUAGUCCCCAGAAACUGAAAUACAACAUCCUGUGAGUACCCUUGCUCCAAACGCAAAAAAUAAUUUAAUAAAAAUUCUCUAUCCUGACAGACUUAACCUUGAGCUCUCAGCAAGCACGUAAAAGGAGGGAACCUUCUCGUUGUAAGGUAGAUUAUUUUUAAAAGUGUGAAACAAUGCCAAAUCUGACUAAUAAAUUUUAUCCUGCAACUCUAGAA